Dioscorea cayenensis subsp. rotundata (Guinea yam) is the source of this 999-nucleotide messenger RNA. RefSeq lists its product as uncharacterized. The transcript is spliced from 5 exons. NCBI's taxonomy places the organism in Eukaryota, Viridiplantae, Streptophyta, Magnoliopsida, Dioscoreales, Dioscoreaceae. The record is from RefSeq and is a predicted model, not a curated record. The coding region runs from base 1 to 999 and encodes 332 amino acids.
AUGGGAAGGAUGUAUGCAUGUGUUGUACCUAUACAAUACCUGUAUAUGAUGUCAAUGUUGAAAGGAGAGAAGAGGACAUCUUCUUUAACUGGUCAUAGGUGGGUUUAUGAAAUAUUGAAUGGAUCAGAUACUCGUUUCUUUGAGCAAGUUCGAAUGAAUAAAUCUGUAUUUAGAAGAUUAGUGGAUGAACUUACUCAAAUGAAUGUGGAAGAAAGAUUUCAACAUUCUGGAGAAAUAGUGCAUAGGCAGUUCCAUCGAGUGCUAAAAGCUACCCGCAAACUUGGAAAUGAUAUUACCAGACCUAUAGAUGGAAAUUUCAAAGAUGUGCAUGAUUACAUCUGUGGUGAUGUUCGAUAUUGGCCUUAUUUCAAAGAUUGCAUAGGCACAAUAGAUGGAACACAUGUAGCCGUUCUUGUCCCGACUGAUAGUCAGGGAUCUGCACAUGACGCACGUGUAUUAAUGGAGGCUUUGAGGAAUCCAUCUUUGCAAUUUCCUCAACCGCUCGAAGGGAAAUACUACCUUGUCGAUUCUAGGUAUCCUACAAUGAAAGGAUUUUUGGGAUCAUACAAGAGUGCAAAAUAUCACAUUCCACAAUAUAGGAUGUCUCAUGCCUUUAGGUCUCCGAAUGAAGUAUUCAACUAUCAUCACUCGAGUUUGAGAAGUGUUAUAGAAAGAACAUUUGGAGUUUGCAAAGCAAAGUGGAGGAUUCUACAAAAUAUGACCAAGUAUUCAUUGAAGGUUCAAUUCCAAAUUAUAUGGUCAUGUUUUGCGCUCCAUAAUUUUAUUCGUAGAAUGGGUGCUGAUGAUUUAGAUGUUCUUGAGAGCAUUGAAGAUAUCAACCAAAUUCAAGAAGGAGAAUGUGGCUUUGAGGGUGAUGACUAUGGAAGUUCAUUUCUACUAAGAAGAAAUGUUACUGAUGAAGGUCUACAAGCUGUGGGCUCCUUCUGUUCUUCAUUGGGACUGCUGGCUUUAUACAGCUUCCAGAGCUUGAAUGGUUAG